CACCACAACAUAAUGAAACAUUUCUUGAAUGUUAUAGCGUAAUUUCUAGAAAAUUCGUAACAACAUCGAGAAAAGCAACAAAUCAAAGAAACCAAGAUGCUUGAUGAUUGGAGACAAAAGUAUAGUCUGGAAACAGUGGAAAGGUGCCUUCCAUUGGGAUCUGUGAAUCCCAUUUUUUUCUUCCAUUACAUGAGCAGCUGGAUCCUGCUUCAAGAAUGAGAAAUCACUUGGCAGUAGAUGUACUUGACAAAAAAAUGCUUAUCUUGAUGCGGGUUAGCAUUACAACAAUAGUCAAUGGUGAACUGUUCAAUGUUAAUCUUUGGCAGAGUUAUCGAGAUCACAUCAUGGCAUCAAUGGAAGACCAAGAGCUCAACAAUGGAACCCCCUUGGACUGUGCACUUCAACUAUUUCAACACACUGUAGAAAUUGUGGACUUGUUCAACUCUAAAUGUCCACUAACAAACAUCAAUGACAUCAGGCUGAGAACGUUGAACCGUUUUUCUUUUUUCAUGUUGGAUUGGAGAGAGAACUGAGUACAGAUGACAAUAGCCCAUUAUUUUCUGAAUUACCCUUGGCCUCAUUUUCAAAACGAGUCCUGGUGCUCAUCCUUUCAUAUGAUAGUAAGUUUUCAU
Molecule: messenger RNA, 632 nt
Organism: Stylophora pistillata
Lineage: Eukaryota; Metazoa; Cnidaria; Anthozoa; Scleractinia; Pocilloporidae
Source: RefSeq, a predicted model, not a curated record